AUGCGGUUUUUCUACUGUCUAAUCUUUUUGUCAUGCAUCUUGGUGAAAAAUUCUUUCGCUAUUAACAAUGACAACAGUAUUCUUUGUACAUCACAUUGCCCAGAAAUCACCAUUUCAUUUUCUGAACCGUUAACAUUUCCUCCAGAAUGUCAAAAUAAUUAUAAUAUAACAAAUAUUUAUGAUCAUGCAUUAGCCUGUACUAUUAAAUAUCGUAUCAAUUAUGAUUAUGAAGAAAUUUCUAUUCAAUUUCAAACUAUUAAUGAUACAAAUAUAUUCGAAGAUAACAAACCAGGUGAAUUUCUUAUUCAAGAAAUAAGGUUAGAUCUUACUAAAACGCAACUUCAGCCAAAUGAAGUAACUCGAAUAUAUGGUUGUAAUUCAAAAAAUGAUUGUGCAAGAGAAUUUUAUUUAAAUACAAUUUAUCCCUUACUUAUUGAUGGUAAAUCCAAAUUGAAUAAAAUUAAAGGAAAAUUAUAUAGCAAUUCAUUAAUAGUUUGA
Messenger RNA from Rotaria sp. Silwood2, 498 nucleotides. The record is from the annotation of a GenBank genome assembly. Lineage: Eukaryota; Metazoa; Rotifera; Eurotatoria; Philodinida; Philodinidae.